AUGGUGCCGAGAAAAGAGGAGAACUUCAAGGAUUGUGACACGCUUGGACACAUCUUAUCAAUCUAUGGGAAGGCAACGGGACAGAUGAUUAACCAGAAAAAAUCAUCCAUCACUUUUGGGAAAAAGAUUGGAGUGUGUUUCAGUGGAUCGAAGGUGAAGCUUUUCGGUUACAUCAAGGAAAAAGUCCAGAACAGAGUCUCAGGAUGGUUUACAAGAACUCUUUCUCAAGGAGGCAAAGAAGUCUUAAUGAAAUCUGUGUUAUCGGCAAUGCCAGUGUAUGCCAUGUCUUGCUUCAAACUGCCAAAAGUGACUUGUGAUAAUCUGAGAAGUGUAAUGGCGAAUUUUUGGUGGAGUGCAGUGGAGCAUAAAAGUAAGAUUCAUUGGGUCAGUUGGGAAAAAAUGUGUUUGCCUAAGCACUUAGAAGGUCUAGGGUUCAGAGAUAUUGCGGAUUUCAAUCAAGCCUUGGUGGCUAAACAGGCUUGGAAAAUCCUACAGGACCCUAAUUGUUUGAUGGCCAGACUGCUCAAAAGUAGAUACUUCCCUGCGUUGCCUUUUCUCUCUCCCCCGAUUGGAAAUCGUCCUUCUUACGCUUGGAGGAGCAUAGUGUGGGGGAGAGAACUGCUUGAAAAAGGGCUCAGGAAGAGAGUUGGUAAUGGCAAUACGUUAAGUGUUUGGACAGAUAAAUGGAUUCAGGACGAUAUCCUAAGGCUCCCGUGGCGGAUGGUAUUCCCUUUUAACGUCAAUCUGUUGGCCAAGGACCUUAUUGAUUUCCACACCCGAAGAUGGAAUGAGAGUAAACUUAGAGAGACUUUCUAUCCGGAAGAUGUCGAAAGGAUCAUGAUGGCACAACCAGUCACUCGAGGUGAGGACUUUUGGAGUUGGAAUUUUAACCAUAGUGGAGACUAUUCGGUUAAAUCAGGGUUCUGGCUAGCGUCGGUGGAGAACAAAAAAAGAGUGAGAGAAGUGGCUAGUGCUCUCCCUUUCAUUAACUGCCUCAAGAUGAGUGUUUGGUCUCUCAAAACGACCUCCAAGAUACAAAAUUUCCUAUGGAAAGUGCUGAAUGGUGCAGUUGCAGUGGUAGACAAAUUGAAGGAAAGAGGAAUGGUUAUUGAUUCUAUUUGUCAAGCUUGUGGCCUAUCAGAGAAUAGGUUUGGGGAAUCGAUCUAUGUGAAUAUCCUUCACCUAAUGAGUCAGUGCCUUAAUGAGAGACUGCAUAAAGAAGUGAAGAAAAGAUUCCCCUGGGUGUUAUGGUUUAUAUGGAAGAAUAUGAAUUUGUUCUUGUUUGAAAAUAAAUCUUUGGAUGCUAGGAAGAUAAUGGGAAAAAUCAUAGAAGAGAUGGAGUUCUGGUUUCUUGCACAGGAAGUGGAAGAACGUUUCGGAGAUGCUCGGUCUGAGGUCUCAGGAAAUAUCAUUCGGAAAUGGAGACCUCCACCAAAACCGUGGUUAAAAUGCAAUGUGGCUAGUUUCUGGUCAGAAGAGAGGAAACUUGGUGGAAUGGCGUGGGUUCUGCGAGAUGAUGAAGGGAAGGUCUUGUUACAUAGUAGAAGGGCUUGGGAUGGUCUAAAGUCGAAAUCAGACUGCAGCUUUAAGUGUCGAACUUGGGCGGCUGAGAGUUUGAUAAGCCAUGGUGUGAUGAAGUUCUCGCUUGCGCGCAGAACGAAGCUUCGGAAGUUUGGCCGCGCGCGGAGGAGUUCCCGACGUCCAAAAGUUACGAUCUUGAUAUGGAAAGAUAGAUACUUGAGUCAUGCAUCACGUCGAAGUGGAAUGAAGCCAUUUGGAUCAACUAUGAGGCCUAGACUUAUUUUCUACCGAGACAUGUCCGGUAAGCGAGCAAACGAAGCCCAUGGAGGAUUUGGAGUGUCUAAUGGCCCGAGCAGCAGCGCCAAAGGCCUUGAUCGAAUAGAGAAGAGGCCUGGCUAA
Molecule: messenger RNA, 1920 nt
Organism: Microthlaspi erraticum
Lineage: Eukaryota; Viridiplantae; Streptophyta; Magnoliopsida; Brassicales; Brassicaceae
Source: the annotation of a GenBank genome assembly